AUGCUCAGGCUCUUCUUUCUGAUUGGACUCCUUCUACUGAGAACGGCGAGUGGAGUUGAGAGAAUAGGAUGCUUACCAACAGAAUUCCGUUGCAGUUCUGGACAGUGCGUUGAUGGAGGACGCUACUGUGACGGUAAUCCAGAUUGUUUUGACAGUAGUGACGAGCCCGAAAGAUGUACGAAUUGCAAUCGCACUUACUACGGCCUUUAUGAUGUCAAGUAUCCCCUGAGGCUAAGUGAACAUCGAUCUCCUACAUGCAGCCUCAACUUCGUAGCAGCGGGUGGAAGAUAUGGGGAACGAAUUGAAAUCACGUUUCUUUCUUUUCAAAUUGGAAUCUUUCAGUUGGACAGCUCUACGUGUCUGAGAGGAUACUUGGAAGUAGAAGACAACGGUCAUACGUCUAUUACAAAACGCUCUUCUCGUUCUCGACGGCGAUCCAAAAAGAAAGGAAAUCCUAGAAGAAAAGGACCACCCUUGCGGUCGCCUUCCGGUUCAUUCUGCGGAGGACUCAUUGGACAGUCUGCUACAUUCUAUAGUGCAGGAGAUCAAGUGAAACUUACCGUGUUUGUUCCUCCACAGGGUGCUGCUGGGCAGCCUAUUGUUCCCCGUCUCUAUUUGACUUACAGAUUUCUGAAAAAAUACGACGAAAAUGGUGCAAGGUUUUUGGGAAAAUCUCCUGGUAAUACGAAAUGCGAAGAAGUUCUCACAGAUUGCCACUUAGAGGACUGCAUAAUACGUUCACCAAAUUUUCCAGGUUUUUAUUUGCGUAAUUUGACGUGCUUUUAUUGGAUACGUCAAGAAACAGCUCCACCAGGCAGAUUAGCUCAAAUAGAACUGUUUCAAGAUAAUGAAUUUAAAAUCAACAUUCCUACAGGACACACCAACACUGAUCGUUAUAAACCGGGAACCAUCACUGCUGAUUGUGCAGCAGAUGUAAUAAAAGUGUUUGAUGGAAGAACGGUGGAUUCCCCCCUACUGGCAGAGUUUUGCGGAGCUGGACCUUUGCCAAGCAUUCGAUCCAGUGGACCAGAUUUUCUUGUGCAACUCGUAAGUGUACCAUCACAGCAGUUGGCUAACUCACAUUUUGAGCUAUCCGUGAGAGUGCAUUUUGUCUUGAACUCAGCUGCUUUCCGAAUCCCACCGGAAGGAUGUGCUGUUACUGUUGAUGGAAGUCGGUAUCCUGUUGGAGUUUUGCAAAUUCCAGAUCAUUCUGUGCCUGCUGGAACUAUCUGCACUUACCGUGUGUUAACGCAUCGACCAACAGAUUAUAUUUGGCUGUACUUCGCAUCAUACCACGUACCAGACUUGCAUCCAUGGACUGAAAGCGAGCAUUGUGAUGUUGGUAAAUUAGAAAUCUUCCAUCCAGCUCCAAAGCUGCGACAUGCGCAUCAUUACUCUCACUUUCAUCACCAUGAAUCAUCAGUUCUGUCCUCAUCGGAAAAGCAGAAUUCUUUGACUUUGAUGGAAACAUACUGCGAGAAGAAAUCUCCAAAGCAAUGUGGUCAUGCUUCGGAUUACUCUGAUCUAGUGCCAUCAAGACCCUGUUCUGUUCCUGAAGAAAGUUAUUUGAUUCCAGGACCUGAACUAAUACUUAAAAUGUCAUUUCUAUCAUCCACUGCUAUCAGAGACAGUGGAGGCCCAAACUUUGUCGCACGAUAUGAAGUAGUGCAAUCGGAGACUUUGCAAAAUGGUAUUGACGCAAACUCGUGCCUUGUUGUAGUGCGAAGUAGUGAUGUACUAAGUGGAGUAUUAGAAUCGCCUAAAAACGUUUUUCUAUAUGGUAGAGGAGGUUCUAAAGAUUUAGUCUGUAAGUAUGAACUUCUUGGCUCAGUGGACCAAAGAGUUCGUAUAAGUGUUGAUGAAAUAUACUUUUCAUCAAAGACGCUGUGCAAUACAAUCUAUGAGCCUGUAGUGCAAAGACAUGAUUGCAAAGUGUUUGAUUUUUCCAAGUUUGCAAUCGUAAAUGUAACUGAAAUCUGGCAAGAAUCGAAAGUUUCUAUUGGUUGUGUUUGUGAUUCUACCGCCAGGUAUUCUUUAGAAUCUAUCGGACCUAAUGUUGUAAUUGAUUUUCAUAUCAGGAAUAUGGGACCAAAAGACGACUUCAGGACGUAUAAAUUUCGCCUAACCUUCGAAUUUGUGCCUGUAUCUGGUUUAUGUGAUAUAGAAACAUCUAAAGAAAAAAGUGUUAUGAGUGGAUCAAGAGGACAGCUUAAAUUAAAUGCCAAAAGUGCUAUACCCUUUCGCUGUAGAUGGCUGUUAGCUGCACUUCCUUCAAGAGCGUUGUAUGUUACUAUCAAAGGAAAUGCUUAUGACAUGAGCUGUAAGAAUAAAAUUUUAUUCUACGUGCUGGAUAGCAGGACACCAUACAGAGUGUUUUGUGCAUCAGAUGGUGAUAACAUUCAAUCGUUUUUCACUGCUUCCUGGAAAUCUGAGUCAAGCCACCAUUUCCAACCAGAUUUGAACAUCGUAGAAUUCAUCUCUGGUGAACCAGGCAGCGUAGAACUAAGUUGGAUAGAAGUCAGAAGACCUGGACCAGAACUGUGCCCUAUUGAAUGUCCUGAGCUAGAGGCCUGCAUUGGCGAGGAUUUGGCUUGUGAUGGUGUUCACCAUUGUCCCGUUACUGCCAACGAUGAAUCUCCAGAUAGGUGUGUGCAAUAUCCAAUGAUGCUGAUAGCCAUAUCAGCUGCUGCAGUUGUAUCAUUGAUUACAAUGAUAAUUCUUGCUGUUAUCAUCAAACAUAGACUUUCUAGUGAUUCUGAUAAAAGUGUAAUACCACCACCAGAUAUGUACAGGAAUGAUUGCAAGCAACACUCAACGAAACACCCAGCGAGGUAGCAGUAUGCCGACAGGUUCUGGAAUACAGAGCCUUACAUACCGGAUCAACAAUUAGAACUGUAUCCGCCACCUUCGGAUUUUGGACCACCUAAUGCGGACACUAUAUUACGGAUAUUUUCCGAAACAAAAGUGUGAAUGAUAUUAUUCUGAGCACAAAACACGUCCAAAACUGUUUGUAUACUAAGUUAACAAAAUAUUGUCUCCUAUAAAUAUUGUAGUUAAAGAAAACAAUUGCCUUUGAUACGAAGAUUGAUUAUCAAUUUAUAUUUAAUGGUGCCAACACUGUAAUAGGAUUAUGGUGCAUUUUACGUGUGUCUUCAAAAUGUAAAGGCAUAAUUUAAAAGUAAGUACCAAUGGGAUUUCUACGAGUAGAUUUCCGGUUCGAUUCAAACUACCUUUAAGGAAAAAAUAUCACGUUUAAAUUCAUUUUAUGGCUUUAAAGCAUGGAUAAAAUAUAAAUCUGCCUAGAAAGUCAUUAGGAUUCUUUAAAUCCAGUUGCAUGAUAUUUUCUUGAAUAUUGGUGCAACGGUGAAAUUCUUCUUAGUAAUUUCUGAAGAAAGAGGUUGAAUCAUCAACCAUCAGUGCACCAAAACAUUUUGUCUUAAUUCCCUUUUUUCUACCAAGAAUCAUGGAUGCAUUUAUUAUGUUUCUUUUGUAUGGAUUUUUGUAUUUUUAAAUAUUGUUGGAAGCAGUGCUUUGAAACAUUUUUACGUGCCAAACAUUGUAAUACUUUUAUACAAAAAUUUCUUUUGAUAACAAAUAAUUUUUUUUAAAUGGCAUUUUAAAAUGAACAUAUUAGACAACAAUGAAUGCGACCAUAAACAGUAUAUGAUUCCUUUUUUAAAGUUAUUGUAGCUUUCAUUAUGGUGGUAGUGUAAAAUGAAAACAGAAAAGAUAGUUUAUGUUACAAUUAUCAUUAAGUAUUAACAUAAAGAUACUUUGAAUUUGUCGCAUUUAUUACACCUAAAACACUCAAUUAUUGUGUUAUUUUUGAUUACCCUAUUUAAUUCAGAAAUCUUUAUUUUUUUAUCAUAGACCGUAUGUUAAUCCGAAUGUGCUUUGCUAUCAAUAUAAUUUUCGAUUACUAAACAUAUUUUAUUUUUACUUAACUUAAUAGCUUAAAAUUUAUAAUAGACAUUUCCUAUACAUGUUGAAAGACAUUGCUGUAAAAUAAUUGUUUACUUGUUUCCUUUAUUGACAGUUCUAAAGCAUAAAAAUUGUAUAUUAAACCGCGCAGAGCUUUCUUAUCUGCAAUACGCUCUCUGAAUUGUA
Messenger RNA from Uloborus diversus, 4107 nucleotides. RefSeq lists its product as uncharacterized. Gene Ontology annotation, cellular component: plasma membrane. Gene Ontology annotation, molecular function: protein binding. NCBI's taxonomy places the organism in Eukaryota, Metazoa, Arthropoda, Arachnida, Araneae, Uloboridae. The record is from RefSeq and is a predicted model, not a curated record.